This is a messenger RNA of Anopheles stephensi (Asian malaria mosquito), 5928 nucleotides long. RefSeq names its product SHC-transforming protein 4 (gene Shc). The record is from RefSeq and is a predicted model, not a curated record. NCBI's taxonomy places the organism in Eukaryota, Metazoa, Arthropoda, Insecta, Diptera, Culicidae. The transcript is spliced from 8 exons. Gene Ontology annotation, biological process: cell surface receptor protein tyrosine kinase signaling pathway; intracellular signal transduction. Bases 1561 to 2823 code for a protein of 420 amino acids. Gene Ontology annotation, cellular component: plasma membrane. Gene Ontology annotation, molecular function: receptor tyrosine kinase binding.
CGGAUACAGGGAGAAGGAAUAAUGUUGUACAAAACGGCGUAGUGUUGUGAGCCUCGUGUAGCAUAGUGCGAUGAGUGCAAAGGCUGGAGCCAGCAAGGUCAAAGAACCGCCUUCUGUGAUGUGAAUUCCAUUCUGCGUCUAAAAAAAAAGCAUAUUUACGGAGCAUAAUACAGCAUUAGCAUUAACGUCGCAGCGAAAUACUUUCCAUAUUUCUCGCAAAACAGUGAUUUCUCCUGAUUCCCGAUUUUGCCUAUCAAAAAACAACAAAACAUCAAUUAUCGACUUUUUUGACUGUCAAGAAGCGGUGGCAUUACAACGUAUACACACGCCCCGAAAAUUGCGGGCCCGUCUUUGAUAAAACGCACAAGCAUUUAAUUGUCAAUCCUUUUCUUUCACUAUACAUUUCACCCACUUUGCGUAUACUCUUGAUAAUCGGUUCGGUGUGUGUGUGUGUGUGGGUGGGAGGAAAUUUCGUGCCGACCCGACUCGAAAGCCCACAUACAUUCCGCAUCCGCCCCAUUUGGGAGAAAGAUGGGAAUCGCUGGCCCACCCCAGACGAUGGCGAUGACUAAGUGCAGUGCCGGGAAGUCUCAUUGCUUUGAUUCGCCUUCCGUUCUACACGAAUGUCAACAGCAGCGACGUGCAAAAUGUGGUGUAAGGUGAAAGAUACUCCUAUAUUCUAGUGAUGCAAGUGUGUGUUCAAUCAGCGAGAAAGGAAACGUGUGAAGCGACGGUAGGAAAGGAAACCAAAACCGGAUCACAUUUCUUCCUUCCGGUCACGGGUGGAGCGGAAGUAAGCGGCAGUAAAGAGAGCAGACAAGAAAGAAGAAACGCCCGAAACGCUCCGGUAUAUCAGUGAAAGAGGGAAGAAGAUUAUACACUGCUGUGUGUCGCGCUAGGCCACAUUCAUUCGCUCGGAACGCGUAGACAGAAAGGAAAACUAAGCGAGGUACAAAAACACACUCAGCAGACAGAAACCUCCGUCGUAGAGCGGUGGUGGAAUCAAAAACAGCAGGCGGGAAGCGGCAGGUGUCAAAGCAAAGGAACAAAGCGAAGGAACUGGAAAGAAAACGGGAAACGGUGCGCGCGCGAGCGAUGGUGGCCGCGUGUGGCGUGCGUGGGGAAGGCAGUAGGCACGAUCUCCACCGCCUGGCAAGAUAAACAAAUCCACCCAGCGAGGAAACGCGACCGAAAAGAACACAAGUCAGCAGCAGUAGUAGUAGGCGUUGAAGCGCGCACUUGGUAGAAUAUUUUAUUGGUCCGCCGCGCCCGCUUUUGGCACGGAGCAUAUGUGUGUGUGUGUGUGCGGGGGGUCGUAAAGGAACUAGGAGGGCGGUGGGUAAAAAUAGCGAAUAUACUCUCCGAAAAGUGGUGUGCCGUUCGAGUCGCGCAUAUUUUGGAAAAGCGCGGUCCCAAAGCAGUGCACAACAGUACCCCGAGUGCUCUGCCGACAGUAGUGAUUCGAUUACAUCGCCGGCAAGAAGGAACGAAUUGUGUUCCCGGUGAAUAGAGCGUGCUUAAGACAGUGCAGAUACCCCAAACCACAUAUCUAGUUGCAAGAUGCCCCGGAACGGUGAAGCCUCGUCCGGCCUGGAGAAAGGGGUCAGCUGCUCGAAAACGGCCCCGGAAUGGCUGCAUCCGGAUCAUGUCAUCAUGAACGAAGGUGUAACGUUUGACGUGCGGUACAUCGGAUGUUUGGAGAUAAAGGCUUCCAUGAAGAAACUCGACUUCCCGACCCGAUCACAGGUGGCAAAAGAAUGCAUUAACCGGGUAUGCGAAGCGGCCAGCCUGAAAAGCUCCAAAAAGCGGCGGGUCGAUAAGCGAGUGCUGCAAUGCAUAUCCGAUACGCCCGAUAUGGAGCAUGCCGGCACGAACGUGACGCUGACGGUUUCGAGCAAAUACCUGUCGCUGGUGAAUGUGGAUACGGGCGACAUUAUUGCCAAGCACGACAUGCCGAGAAUAUCGUUCGCUUCCGGCGGUGAUACGGAUACGCUCGAUUUCGUCGCGUACGUAGCGAAAGAUCUGAACGAAUGGAGGGCCUGCUAUGUGCUGGAAUGUGGCGGAAGCCUGACGCAGGAUCUAAUCGCCACCGUCGGUCAAGCGUUCGAGCUGCGGUACAAAGAGUUCUUCAAGCAGCCGGAAACGCAAAACAAAUUCCGCGAGCUGACGCGCACCGACAAAGAGUACUACAACGACCUGCCGGACAAGAUGCCGCCCGAUCUGCUGACCGAGAACGAUCACCAUUCGUCGUCGCAGUCGCACAGUUCCUCCAGCGCAAAGCAAACACGGGAACGGAUACCAAGCAAUUUGAUCGACCUGAACACACCGCUACCGUGUCACGAUUACGUGAACGAUAAGCACGCAAAUGCCACCAACCACACGCACAGCAAUAAGUCAAUAUCUUCCAGCUCGAUCGUAAAGGAUGUGUUUGAUAUGCAACCGUUUACCAUAUCGUCCGAGAUUCAAAAGUCACAGCUGCUUACCGAAUCCUGGUACCAUGGCAGCAUUAGCAGGGCACAGUCGGAGCAUCUGCUGAAAAACGAUGGUGAUUUUCUGGUGCGUGAGUCGGCCGGUACGCAAGGCCAGUACGUGCUGACCGGCAUGCAGAACAACUCACCCAAGCAUCUGCUGCUGAUAGAUCCGGAAGGAAUCGUACGAACCAAAGAUCGAGUCUUCGAUAGUAUUAGUCAUCUUAUCAACUUUCACUGGACAAACUCGCUGCCGAUCAUAUCCGCGGAAAGUGCACUCCUGCUCCGGCAUCCGAUCCUGCGCACGACCGACCUACUGUCGAAAGCCAAACAGGCUCACCUAAACUUGCAGUAGUGUGUGCGAGUGUGUGCGCUGUAAGGAAGGAGAAAAACAUCGGUAAAUUAGACUGUAAAGCAAAAACUCGAACAUACAACGCAAACAAACAAGGGAAUGGACACGACGGUAGCAGAAUUGCGCCAAUAUCUGCUUCCGGCCAAAGCAAGUUAACCAAGCGGCGCGGUAGAGAGGAGCGCGCUGUGUAAUGCUUACAAUACGGCACAAGCGAGCCUCCUCUUCUGCACACCGGUGAGUAGUGGUAUUGUAGAACUGUAGAACUGUAGAAUCAAAAUGAGAAGAAGAUCUAUUUUGUUUAGUGCGCGGUGCAAACAGAACAUGGACAUGGAAAUCUAUUUUUUCGUGUUUAGUUGAGCAAUGUUUUAUUUUAAGCAUAUCUAUGUUGUUGCGAUCGUAAGAUAAGGCGACAUAAUAUUACCAAAAAAAUCAACCUGGCGUGAGCACAACGAGGGCACCGUGAAGCAACCAAUUGCAGCAGGACGAUUGUUUUGUCGAAUCAUACGGACAUUAAGAUUUACAGUGAAUUAGCGCGCCUCUAUAUAUAUAUACAAACUAACUAUAUAUAUAUAUUCACAUACAAACAAUGCAGCGCAGCGAUCGUGGGCUUUCUAAUUUCCCUCGACACAUGCUAAACUUCUAAUAUUAUAGCCAGCUGGGAGGGAUUUUGGAGAGCACUCACAGUAAGCACUCCUUGCUAAUACACACCGUCGUUGUACUUGUAUUAUAAUCCAAAGGUACAGAAAAAAAAAACAGGACAAUGUUUGCCAUUAAUUUUUUGAGAUGGAAUGGUGUAGGGAAAGGAAUACAAUCCUCAAACCGACAGUCUAGCUGCAAACAAAGCACAAACAAAACAAACGAAAAGUGUGAUCAAAAGUGUUAUAGGAAACCUGUAUUUGCGCAACUCUGAGUCAGCGUGCGGGAGAAGGCCAAACCGAGCGUAUUCUGAUUGUAGUUUGUAGAGGGACAGCAAAAGCAAACAAUCCCCCAGCAUGGAAAGAAAUAUUGCAGCAAAGCGAGUGAGAUGAUGAAGGUGGGGAAUGUCAGGAGCUUCCACAACUGCUGAGGGAAGGGGAUGGUGAGGGACAGAAUGAGCGAAUGCAGAAACGAAUCGACAAUGGAUUUAUCAACCUCUAUAUGCACGCGUAACAAAUUUACACACAACAAGCAUGUUGUACUACGUACGUGCAUACCUAUACAUAUAUAUAUAUAUGUAUAUUGGGCGCUCACCAGUGACGAUGGUGCCGAGAGGAAAACAGGCGUUAGGGGAUGAAAAGCAAUUCAUACAGUCAUAUACUGUUAAGCAGUAUGUGAGAUACAACCAACAAUCCAAUCGCAAUCUAUUCCCAUUUUGUUUCGUCGCUCCGUUGCACUAGUGCACAAAAGACGCAAUUUUGAGAGGUAUUUAUUUUUUUGGGACACUUUAUUUUGCAUGUUGCAUUACCGUUGAUCGAAAGCAAGUGUUUUGCGUCCGUUAUUAUGCCCUGACGCGAGCGAGUGCAGCCGCACAAAGCAUUGUAUUGUGUGUAACUGUUUUACAUUUGCCUUUUUACUACUACUUUUACUAACUACGAGACACAUACCGACACUAAAUAGUUACAAAGGAAGAAACAAAUCUCCUAACACAGUUACAAGAAAGAGAAAUAUUUAAAAAAUGUUUGUUUUAUUUUGUACAACUAAUCUACUCACAGUUGCAAUGGGGUCAGACAGACUAAAAUUUAGCGCAAGCAACGUAAACGCCUCAUCUGAUGGUUCACUUAAAGGGAAGGGAUAGUAUUGGAACCUUUGUGCAGACACAUAGACCAUAUAUAAUACGGAACUCACAUCUUGCGAGGGGAGAACGGUACACACUAUUAAAAGAAAGACUUCUGGUGAUUAAUUAUUAAUUCCUUUUUUCUGCCAUCGAAACAGUCGUUAGAUAUUAUAAAACAAAACACACACUUGUAAUUCCACGGGGUUUUACUGGCUAGAGGUCAAUGUCAACCGAUCAAGGCUCUUCGUGAGCAAUGGCUUAAGGAUAGCUGAGUGAGUUUGAAUCCUACUGGCGAAUGGAUCAAUUUAAGUAAUCCAAACCAUUUCUUUAGGACAAAAUUUCGCGCCCAAUCCUUGACUAAUUUGAAAGUCAAUGCAUAAAGGAACGUUAAAGUUACUGGUAGUGAUAUGUUGACAUUUCCCUUUAAACCCGUAAAUAGUGUUGUGUCAAUGCGCUCUUUUAGGUGAGCUGAGCGAGCAGGCGCGAGCUACCUCACGAGCUACAACAACCAUGAGCGCGCGAGCCUCCAUGAGCAACAGAGCGAGCAACCACGAGCGCACGUGCAACAACAUGUGUGUGUGGUUAAAAAUUCCACACUACCCGAGCUGUGGGUGUCUUUUGGAAGAUUCACUCUCCUUACAAAUUUAAACAUAAGGAAAAAAUUAAACUUGUUAAAAUUAGCUACAAAAAAGAACUUUCAUGGGCUCACAUAUGUUCAAGCGCUCAAACAACCCCGAGCAUCGCGGAAGCCUAAACGCUGUAGUUGUUCGUGCGCUCGUUGUUGCUCACUUCACGGAGCUAAGCGUAUAGCGUUGCUCAGUUGCUCAUGACCCCAACACGACCCGUAAAUAGCUACCAAAAACAGCCACUUCCUAAUCCACAACGGUGUUGUGGCUGCUGCCAAACGGUCAGCAAAACUGUUACAAUAGUACAACUUUAACACGCUGUAAACCAUAUUGUCCUUUUUUCUGUUAGUUAACUCAGCGGUGAAGCUUCUAUUUUUCUACUUACAAUUACAACCUUUCUCAACCACACAAAUAUUACUACAAGCAACUACUAGGGCUAAUUGCGGUACGGACGGACAAACACAGACCCAGACAGCGCGAAGGGUUAAAGUGUGUUAAAAAAUGUGGACUUCUGGCAGACGCGGGCCGUUUCUUGGAAGGGCCGACGGGAAGGUACAAGACGUGAACGAGAAGGAGAAGAGCAAACGGAUGACAAGAAUGGGCUGGAGGGAAGGGUGGAUGGAUUCAGCCAACCAAGCAAAGAGUAAGCUCGUAUCCAGUGUAUGAGUUAGCCAUUAUCAUGAUGAUUAUGAUUAUUAUUAUUAUAAAAUUAAAUAAUGUUUCUGAGUA